This is a messenger RNA of Drosophila ficusphila, 1216 nucleotides long. RefSeq lists its product as uncharacterized. Lineage: Eukaryota; Metazoa; Arthropoda; Insecta; Diptera; Drosophilidae. The coding region runs from base 105 to 1037 and encodes 310 amino acids. The transcript is spliced from 3 exons. The record is from RefSeq and is a predicted model, not a curated record.
CGCCACUCUAGUUUCAUACCUAAUUUGAGGAUCAGCGCCGACGCAAAAGUUCAGUUUAGUUUUGGAUUUCCCCCGGAUCAAGAAGGAUAAGCUACGACUUCGCUAUGGCACUCAAAUUUGAUGAAGCGCUGGAAUUGCUUGCAGAAAAUAUAUCAAUAAUCUUAUCACCUGAACAGGAACUAAAUGUUCAGGAUGCAUCCGAAUUUACCGAGCAAAUAACUAAGGAGUUCGGGAAUAUCAAUUCUAUUUUUAAAGGAACAAUAAGUAAAUUGGACCAGACAUAUUAUUUUGGUGAACACUCAUAUCCUAAUGCUCAAGUUCCUUGGUUGUGGAUUAGUAUGCCGUUUUCAAUUACACCUGAGAAAGAUCGCCAGAUUCACCAGGAUUCCAAAUGCCGUUUUAAACUCAAGACGGCUGUUCAUCAUCCAGCAGUUAGGAACGGAUAUGUAAGCGGUGAAGAGCUGUUCAACUUGUUCUUUUGCGAUUUGAAUAGGGUCAUCGACAGAAUGCACAACUUUAAAUGUAAGAGCGGAAAAAAGUAUACCGCCAGCAUUAAUAUGGGACAAAAAACAAUUCAGAUUUUCGCCAUGAAACAUGGUGCAAAUGGCUGGGAGGAACUCCCCCUAAUAAUUUAUCAGUUUGCACUCUCGUUAAACUUUUUUAACGAUUCUGUUCAAUACUAUUAUCCUGACUUCGUAUGUUUAAAUUCCUUUUACCAAAUCAAUAAAUCGCUGGCUGAAGAAAAAGAAAGAAAACGUAAAAAUCGGGUAAUAAAAGUAGAAAAAUUGAUGCGCCAAGUUUUAAAAAAAUACUCCAUUACGAAUUCUUCCAUUAUUCGCUUUCAUUACUUUGAGCCAGCUCCUUAUUUAGAACCCGAGUCCAACAUCGGGAAUGAUUUUCUUGGGAGUUUAGAAAAUAGUAUUCCUUUGAUUUUAAUUCCUGGACCACUUCAACAUCUUUUCCAGAAGCUAUAUCAUUUUAAGCAUACGGACUCUGUUAAAAUGGAAGAGCUAAGGACUCUCUUUGGUAUGGAUUAAAUAUCCCAAUGGAUUUCAGCAAAUAACAUUGAAAAAUUAAGCUAUGUAUUUUUUUGAAGAGCCAACGUUUCAUGGCAUCACACAUUUAUGUUUUGUAAAUCAUGUAAUAACCAAAUUAAACAUUUCAUUUCCAUUCUCCCUGCUUAUCAAAAUAAAACUUUAAACAGAAUGUUUAAAAA